AUGAACGUGAAAAUGGGGGACGAGAAAUGUAAAGAUGCGAAUUGCACUCUCGUCUCGAUGCCACUCGAAAAAUCGCUCUUCUCAGGGACACGGGGACAAAUCUUGGUGCACAAAACGGAUUGCUCGCCUGCCGGGCAAUGGAAACAGGAAAUAGUUGAUACCCCGGUUGGCGUCUCGUUGUUGUUGCUGCUCGUUCCGCACGUUUUCCUCGCCAACGCUGAGAUUUUCCUUGUUCACGCGGCGCUCAACUUUGCCUACACGCAAACUCCAUAUUUGGUGAAAGACGUGAUUUUGAUUUUCUGGCACUUCUACGCUUUAAUGGGCAUCGGUUUUCAUUGGAUUUUCGGAAUUUUCGAGCACAAAACGAUUGACACGAUCGGGGGAGCGGCGACUUUGUUGACGAGCCUCCUGAGGGUGCUCCUCGAGUUGGGAAUGAUCAUCGUGACGGCGCUGUACGUGCUCCGUCAAUUGCUCAAAUACGAACGAGUCGCCUCGAGAUUGCUUUCGGAAGAAGUGAAUAAUCUGGACGAGGAAUGUCAACAAUACAAUCGGUUAACGGGGCGAAAUAACUCUACGACAUCACGAAAGAUGAACAACGAAAUGAGACGAGUUUCCGACGAUGAGGAUGGCGAGGGAAUGGAGGAUUGCGCUUUGGCUCUCGAAACGUGGCACUCGGCGACAACAGAAGAAGAGGAAGAUGUAGAAGAUGAUGAAGAAGGAGAAGAAGAUGAUGAUGAUGAAGAAGCAGAUGAAGAAGAAGAAGAUGAUGAAGGAGAAGAAGAAGAAGAUGAUGAAGAAGAAGAUGAUGAAGAAGAAGAGGAAGAAGAUGAAGAAGAUGAUGAUGAAGAAGAAAAUGAGGAAGAAAGAAAUGGAAAGGAAACGAAACGAAAAGGAGAAAAAAAAUUUAGACAAAAUUUAGCUUUUUUA
This is a messenger RNA of Mesorhabditis belari, 927 nucleotides long. NCBI's taxonomy places the organism in Eukaryota, Metazoa, Nematoda, Chromadorea, Rhabditida, Rhabditidae. The record is from the annotation of a GenBank genome assembly.